UUGGACGUUGAAAUGGAGGCCCCGUAGAACAGCAGGCGGGUCUUCCUCUUCAUUUGCCGCUUUCUCAUUGGUUCAACUGUUCUUGUGUCACGAAAAGUCCCGGGUUGAGCCACAUUGUUAAGUGAAUGUGCAUCGAGUAGUGAAAACUAACAUAAAAUCUGCAAAGAUAAAAAAAUAGCGUUCCACGUAUCUUUAACCUGAACUGAGAGUUUGGGAAUACUUUAUGUGAGCAUUGCGCAACGAAGAGGAGCACAGUCUUACAAAAGAAAGCGACAGCAGCAGGAAGACGAGCACGACGAGUACACGACCACAAGGAUAAUGGACACAUGGAGUUUGUUUAUAGAUUGUGUACUCCCACACUAAGGUCUCUGGGUAAAUCGGCUAUAAUGUUCCCACUGAUAUGUAGUGGAUAGUGUAUGAGUUUUGUAAGGAGAACUAUUCCUUGGACAUCUAGGAGGACACCAGGAUGGCACAAGGAUGGAAUGCACUCCAGCAAGCCCAGAUUCCAUCCAACCAGAGCUCCAUAGGAACUGUAAUGGAAUCAGAGGAGAGCUUUUCUCAUGAUAUAGAACAAUUAAUUGAGAAGGAGAACCUUUCAGGCAUAAUGGAUUUGCAAGAAAUUGACAGAUAUGACCUGAAUGAAUUGAACACAGAGUCAUGUUCUCUCCAGGAUGUUUGCUGUGAAUCAUCUUUGCAUGGACAGAUUAAUUCAGCUACCAUUAAACAAGAUAUGUCAAGGGAUAAAGGAGAAUGUAAUGGUUACACGACAGCAUGUCACUCACCUAACUCAGGUGAGUUUGAGUCUACGUUGGAGGCACAUUCUAACAGGGAAGUAUCAAAACCUGCUUUGACAAAUGCCAAUCUUGUGGAUUAUUCAGAUAUAAGCAGCUGCUCUGAAACAGAAUCAAAUCUUGAUUGCAAUUUUAAUUCUGCCAUUGAAGUUAACCUGGGUGGCAACCAAUCUUGUCAGUCUUUGGAGGAAGGAGACCAAAAUUCAGACAAUACAAUGCACUUUUCUGAUGAAUGCCAUAGUACUGGGGAAGUAAAUAGCAAUGAAACAAAUCAACAGCAGGACACUGGUGGGAGUGGACCUCCAAUGACCAUGUGUGAAAGCAAAGUAGAAAAUGUAAACCAUGUGAGUGAGGGUUGGAGAGAGGAGGCACGUCUCACAAAUGUUGAGGAUCAGUGUGCAGAAGUUCAAACCAUGGAUGAUUUCAAUGGUCUAGUGCCUUUGUCAAAAGAAAAGCAAAUUGGGGAAAGAGACAUUCUUGCUCAUGAUUCGGGAUGUCCUGUAAAUGAAACCAUGGUGCAUUGCAAAGACCUUGGUACUUCUCAGGAUGGUUCCCCUUGUGCCUUGUAUAAUGUAAAUAAUGAGACCCCAUCCACUUUGAAAGGAGAUGAAAACAAUUGCUUAACCAUAGAUUCUCUAAGUGGAUGCAAAAUGGAAAGAAAGAAACCAGAUUCUGAAAAUACAUCCUCUUCCAAUGAAGAACAAGUGGUUGAGCGAAGUAGUUUUGGAUUUCUUGAGUCUUGUUUUGGUUUAAAAAGUUCAGAGCAAAACAUUGAGGAUCUUAAACACCUGGAAUAUGUACAGGUAAACCAAGUCGAUGAUACAGAUUUUUCAAUUGUUGAGAAUAUGACCCAGAUCCCAGAGAGAGAUCUGUUUAAUCACAUUGAACCACCAAUUCUCCUAAAAAUUGCAGUUGAGUCUAACAACAGGAUUCAAAUUGGCGAGGAAAUCAAUGCAACAAAAGAUCCACCAGUACUCAGUGCUUGCCAGACACCCACAACCUCCCUAAGUCCUGUGCCGCAACAUUUUCUUACUGAAAAUGCCAUCAAUGAUAGCAGAUUUCCUUUAUCAUCUUUCAAGACACAAACGAGGAAACUGCAGCCUGUUGUUCUCCUUAAGACAACUGAGAAGAGAACGUCUGAUGGAAAAACAUACCACUGUUUUGAAUGCAGAGAGUCCACACAAAGUUCAGAUGAGCUCAUCGAGCACUACCAUUGCACUCAUUCUUUGCAUGAGUCUCAGUAUUGCCCCACUUGUAAAUCUUAUCUCACUGGUGGUACAUUGACUGAACAACAUAUCUGUGGAAAAGUCAUGCUAAAUGAUAAGUUCAAGACUUUACUGUACACCAAAGGGGUAACUGAGGAAAAAGGAAAGUUUGUAUGUAGAUACUGUAGGAAGUCCUUUGUUCGACAAACUUUUCAUGAAGAACACGAGUUGAGGCACAUAGUUGUCUCCCAACAUAGAUGUAAACGUUGUGGAUUAUACUUUUCUAGUGCUCAAAAAUGUCAAAGUCACAAACGUAAAGCACAAUGCCAACCCAUGAUACUAGAAUCUUCUGUACAGACUGCAGAUCGUGCAGAAUCAACCCUUAAAAAGCCAGACAUAAACUUUGUGCUUGAAACGGAUUGCUCCAAUACAGGACUCCCUGAUUGUUAUGUAAAACUUGUGGAUGUAUGUAAUAGAAACCAGUCACCUGAACAAAUAUUUUGUCAAAUUUGCGGGAAAAGUUUCAGACUCAGAGCACAAUUGAAAUCCCACCAAAGAUCACACUCUGAUGAGAAGCUGUUUAAGUGCGAGAACUGUGACAAAGCAUUCAAAUAUUCAUGGAAUCUUAACAAGCAUAAAAGAGAGCAGUGUUGUCAAAACAUUGUCCCACUAGUAAAAUCUUCAGUUCCAGAGAGCAGACUUCAAGAAAAUUUCAAAUGUCCCAUCUGUACUCGUGUGUUUAAGUACUCCUACAAUCGGACAAGGCAUUUACGUGAACAGUGUCUCAAAGAAUACACACAAAAAGGCAAAGGAAAGAUUGGCGAAAACAAGUAUCGAUGCCCUUUGUGUAAAGAUGUCUUUACCUUGGCCGGUAACCGCAAGAGACAUAUCUGGAAUACCUGCAUUAAGCUUAAGAUGUAUACAGCCAAAAGGUAUGUGAAGAGAAGAAAGGAGAUCAAGGAAACCAUCAAAACCAACAAUGAGGGCAAAGAGUUUCCAUUGACGCUGCCAAUACAAAAUAAGCCGCAUUACAAAUGUACUUUUUGUCCAUCUGUGUAUGCUAGCAAAUCUGGAUUCUACGGACAUCUAGCAAAGCAUAAAUUACUUGCAAAAAACAAAAAGGCAACCAAAUACAAACAUGUUAACACGGUUGACUUGAAAAGCUCAAGCUUUGCCAGUCAAAGCCCAGCUGACAAGGAGUCUACUGAUGAGGAUGUAAGCCUUCCUUUCUCUUGUCGCUUCUGUGGAAGAGCCUUUACUUCAUCUCACUCAUUCAAAAAGCACUUACAGCAUCAUAAAGGAAACAAACCUUUUCGCUGUUUAGACUGUGGUACAAAUUUUGCUAGACAUGGACACUUAAUGACUCACAAAAAUGUGCACAAGCGGAAAUUACAGUGUUCAGACUGUGGGAAAGUUCUGCCAUCAAUUGGAGAUUUGUUAAAACACAGACUGUCUCAUCCAAAUAAAGGCUUGCUCAAGUGCCCUGAUUGCCCAAUGCAGUUCAGAUUUCCUGUAUUCCUUCUUCGACAUGUGGUUGUUCAUGAGAGAAAGCGCUCGGUUGAACAAGCUACUUCUCAAAAGGUAAUUCCCAAAGAGGAAAUUCCCAAAGAGGAGUUCAAAUGUGCUGUCUGCCAAAAAGCUUUUCAUGAUUCAAAGGCACUAAGCGAGCAUUGUUUAACUCAUAUGCCAGGACCUUCAGCAUCCAAAUGUCAGUUUUGCAAACGUAAUUUCUCUAGUCGCGCUGUGCUGAUUCGCCACAUCCGCCUUCACACUGGUGAAAAGCCUUUUCCAUGUGUGAGGUGUGGAAUGCACUUCCACAGACAGGAAGCUCUUAAAUUGCAUCAGGAGAAAUGUACAGGGGUACAGAACAAACCCUAUAAAUGCUCAUACUGCCCACAAUCAUUUCGUUUUCCCAACAAUUUGGAAUUCCACGAAAGAGCCCACUUAGCGAAAACACUUUUUCCUUGUCCAAAGUGUGGGAAGUUUUACAGUAAAAAAAAAAUUAAAGCACAUGAAAGUUUAUGCAAUAGUGAAGAAUUAAGACCUGCUUGCAGAAAAUGUGGUAAAAUUUUUAGCAGAAACAAAUACAGAAAUGUUCAUGAAAUACAGUGCCAGGGCAAGCUAUCUAAUGAAACCAUAACAGAUGGCAAGGACAGAUUUAAGCAGCGAUGUCCACAUUGCUUUAAAGGCUUUAGAUCUAAAGGUUUUCUCCUGCGACAUCUUUCUAUUCAUUCUGAGGAAAAAUCAUAUGCAUGCAUGCAUUGUGGACAGAAAUAUGAUAGUCAGCAGCGAUACUUGCAACAUGAGGCUUUUUGUAAUGGUGUGUCCAAGGAACGUGGAUUGGAAAAUUUGAGUGGAACGGAGAAAACUAAAUCUACUUUUACUGCAGACAAAAAGCGGAAAGAUGUCAAGAGAGUUUCAGGAGAAAAUGUUGGGGAAUUUAAGUGUAAAUUUUGCACUAAAUCAUUUUCCAGGCCCAGAUAUCUAAGACGGCACAUCCUUACUCAUACAGAGGUCAAGCCAUAUCGGUGCAAGACCUGUGAAAGUUGUUUCUCACGCUAUGACCAUUUGAAACUGCACCAAACCCGCUGCAGAGGAAAGGGUCGACUUGAGGUGCGAGUUGUCAAGAUGACUCUAGACAGCUUGACUACAAGCUCCCAAAGCAAAGAGCAACAAGAAAAUGAGACAUUGCAAUGCAAAAUUUGCUCCAAGCAGUUGUCCACCCAUAGUGAUUUGAAGCGUCAUAUGGCAAUGCUGCACAUUACUGAUAAACCUUUUCCUUGCAAAAGAUGUGGUAAAUCUUACAGUUCUGUAAAGACUUUGAGAAGACAUAACCUCACAAUCAAAUGUAAGAGGGUUUCUAAGGAAAUUGAGCAGUCUGCCAAGAACAAUGUUCCAAACCAACCAUGCAGAGAAACAUCAAAACUUCUGCAACGUAUACAGGUACACUACAUUAAUAAAUUUAAGUACCAAUGUGAAUAUUGCCCCCGCCGCUUUAAGUUACCUGGACAGCUGAAGGUGCAUCUACGUCUUCAUACAGGGGAAAAACCAUAUGGUUGUGCCAACUGUGGAGAGCAUUUCAUCAGAAGAGACUACUUGAAACGGCACUUGAUUAAAUGCAUUGGAAAGGGCAAAAGUCAAGAAAAAGUCCUUUGUGACAAGUGUGGUGGCCUGUUUACCCGGGAUGCACUCUUGGUACACCAAAACACCUGUGUCAUAAGCUCAAAAUCCUCUGAAGUGGUUAGGAAUGCCAAGAGCCCCACCAAGAUAAAAGAUUUUUCCUGUACUUUCUGUAGUGACCGCUUUUUAUUGUUCUCACAGCUCCAGCAGCAUUUUUUAUCAAAGCACAGAUCUGAUCAACCCCAAGAGUCAAAUGAAGGUCAACAGCAAUUGGUAUCAAGUCAGCCGCAAGUCAUAAAGCAAGAGCCAGUUGAUGAGGAGUAUGAACAGAACCAACCAAGCAGCAGUCAGAAACCUGCAAAGGAGCAAUGCGAGAAGUCAUACAAAGACCUUAACAAACCUCUUGAAUGCCCACAGUGCCACAUGCGAUUUGUCAAUACCUCCGGGCUGGGUAGGCACAUGCGCAUUCAUAGUGGAGUCUACCCACUUUCCUGCAAAAAAUGCAAUAUUGGUUUUUGGAGCAAAAAGAGCAUGGAGAAACACAGAAAAAAAUGUAGAGGUCACACAAUCAUCACAAGUAAUAACUCUACCCUGGAAAACGCAGGUGAAUUGGAAGGCAGUCUAAAUGACACCGUGCUUGUGUUUAAUAAGGGUUCCAACACAACAGGAACUGGAGUACUGCAGACCAAGUUCUCAUGUAAAGAUCAAGACACAGAAAAUGAUGCUGAUAAAGGAGAUGCAGCUGUUCACAAGUAUCAGUGUUCUGAGUGUGAUCAGAGUUUUACAGAUGGACUUAGACUUAUAAGCCAUUUGGAGGAACAUGGUCGUGAGGAUCAAGAACAUAAAUCGGGUGACGUUCACCGAUGCCAUGUGUGCAGUAAAGUUUUUGGUCAAGCUGGCUUAUUGCAGAAGCAUGUGAACAUUCAACAUAAGAAAAAAACGGCAAAUACCUGUCCAGUAUGUUUCAAGAGUUUUCGUUUUCCUUCUGACGUUGACAUCCAUAAAUCUUGUCAUGACCCCAAUCGCCCCUUUGUCUGUAACAAGUGUGAGUUCAGGUAUUGGACUGCUAAAUCUCUGAGCAUUCACCAAAGGAUGGCUCAUCCUUUGGGAGAGCUGCCCAAUUCAAAAGAACCUAGUGCAAAAGCAGGAACUGAGCUCCCUGAUGUAUAUAGGUGUCAUCCAUGUGACAAAACCUAUACAUUGAAAUCAUCAUACGCAAAGCACUGCAGACUAAAACAUGGACCUAAUUCGGUCAAAAACCUUAUUAAUAAUGAAUCCAAAAAAUCCUCUGUGAUUCAGGAGUCCGAUAAGGAAGAAUCCAAUGGAGAUUUUGAAGAUGGAGGUGACAGUGACAAUGACUCUGAUUCAGCACCAUACUUUCCUUGCCAUGUUUGCGGAAAAACAUUCUUAACAUCAGAAAGUCUUGAGGAUCAUCAAAGAUGCCAUCUUGGUGAAAAACCCUUUGAGUGUGAGGAAUGUGGGAAGUGUUUCUUUCAGCUAGCAAAUCUGCAACAGCAUCAGCGAAGCCACAAAUCUGAGUUUCAGUGUCAAAUGUGUGGUAAAGGUUUCGUCUCACUCUUUGCCUUGCGCAAGCACAAGCUAAAGCAUGUCAGAAACCGUCCUCACCGUUGCACAAAGUGUCAUCUGAGCUUCACAAGCUCAUCUGAUCUAGCUGAGCACAUGGUUACGCACCGUGAUGAAAAUUUUCCAUGUGACCUUUGUGAUAAAACCUUUUCCUGCAAAUCAAGUCGUGCGGAGCAUCGCAAGAUACACACAGAGCAAGAGGAAGAGCUUCCUCCUUUAAUUCCACCUGAACAGCCACAAACUAAGCAAAUGACUCCAGCUGUCUCGAGGAGAAGCCUUCCAUCAAGUAAUGUUGAGCAGUACAAGUAUUGUUGUGGAAUAUGUCAAGUGAGGUUCUCUGAUCCAGAGCAGCUUUCAGAACAUGGGUGUAAUCCAGCAAAAGAGCGACCAUACUCAUGUCCAGAAUGUAACAAACAUUUUUUACAUGGUUCUCACCUAAAGAAGCAUCAGCUCAGCCAUCAGUUGUCAGGACCACGUUCUUAUCAGUGUAAUCAUUGCAACAUGAGUUUUAACCUCCACCAUCUUUAUCUCACUCAUUUACGAAGCCAUGGGAAUGAAGAGGCUUCCUCUGGUUCAGUUGUUUCUACUAGUGACAAGAUGAUCCAUACAGAAAAUGCAAAGCAUGAUAAAAUUUACCAAUGCCCAAUAUGUCCUGAAAGUUUUGAACAAGCAAUGGAGCUAGCAAAUCACCUAUCUGUUCAUUCUCAUAAGUGCAGUGUUUGUAAUAUGACUUUUCCAUCAAAGAAAAGCCUUGAGGAACAUGAAAAAUGCCAUUUGACUGCUGCUACACAGUAUGAAUGCACUGAAUGUGGUGACAGCUUUCUUGGCAGUGAUGCUUUCCGCAAACACAACUGUAGUAAUCGAAAGAUGUCAUUGUCACAAAUGCACCCUUCAGUGUCGUCUGCCGCUUACCCCCUCUUCAAAUUUGAAGUUAAUAAUGAUGAAGAGGAGGAGGUUGAUGUUGGAGAAGACUUCAUUAACUGCCCCAUUUGUCAAAAACGGUUCUCCUCCAAUAGUAGUUUAGCAGACCACCAUAAAAAGCAUCAUGAAGAUCCCCGUCCAUUUAAGUGCUUGGUUUGUGAGAAAGGGUUUACAAAAAAGAAGUACCUUACCCAGCACCAGCAGAUACACAGUGAACGGCCUUACAAGUGUAAUGUGUGCUCAGAAUCCUUCAAAACGGAAUCAGCUCUCAUAUCUCACAAUAAAACACAUGACAUAAAAAGGAAACACCAGUGCUCUAUAUGCAAGAGAUCCUACCUGACAGCACAUGAUCUUUUAAAACAUGAACGCAAACAUGCUGUAGAAAGUUCGAGGAAGGACAGUGGAGAUUUCCGAUGUGAUAUGUGCUAUAAAUCCUUUACCAUGCCUUCACAGCUGCGACAGCACCAGGAAACACAUGUAGGACAAAUCGUCUAUGAAUGCACAGAGUGUGACAAAGCAUUUGCUUUUCUAAGUCUUUUAGAGGAGCAUCAGCAUCAAAGUCAUGCUGUUUCUGCAGAAUCUCUCCAGUCCCAAUCACCAACCUAUUUUCCUUAUCAAAGCCCAGUGACUGAAUAAAGGGCAAAUUAUUGAUGAAUCCGUAUCCUGCAAUGCAGGUUAUUCAAACUCAUUCAGUUUUCUGAACAUUAUUUGUUAACAGAAGCUGUACAUACAAUUCAAUGUUCUUUUUAUAUAGGCCUAACUGUUUUUAUCUGCAAUUAAAUAUGACAUUGGUAUUUUACCUUUGUUCUGAAUCAGUCUGUAAAUGUUUAUUCAAUCCGUUAUCCUCUACAGUUCUGUUAAAUGCUCACUAAAAGUUCUGUUUGUACAGUACUCUGACUGAAGUGUGUAUAUUGGAUGAAGCAGUCUAGAUGAUGUAUGGAACUUUAGGUAUAUUUGUAUGAAUGAAGUAGCUUUAGACAUGUUAAAAAUGUUUCAUAGUAUGAUCCACAAGGAUGUAUAGCCGGAAAUUGUUUAUCAUUCCUUUGUUACUGUAAUUUUUGGCCUUUGUUACAUGUACUAGCCAUUGUGUUUAAACAUCCUUAAAAUUAAGAGGAAAUGGCUAAUGUUAAUAUUUAGUAGUAAUUAGCGGUGUUAACUUUUUUAAUUAUUAUUAUUAGCCCUGUCCGUUUCUAAACAUUUAAGGUCAUUACACAUUAGUUAUGAGGUAAAUGCCUUCCUGAGUUCAAUACGUAUUGUUUUAUAACAAUGCAGAUUUAUCUUUUAAUUGAGAAGUCUCACUAGAAUGGCUUUGCUCAAAAAACACCAAGCUUUUCAUUGAUGUUUAUAAAUGGCAGUUAAUAUUGUAGCCUUUCAGUAUGAGUUUAAUCCUUCAUUAGUGCUCAAAUAAAUAUGGCUAUGAAAACCUGA
Myxocyprinus asiaticus (Chinese sucker) is the source of this 9049-nucleotide messenger RNA. RefSeq lists its product as uncharacterized. The record is from RefSeq and is a predicted model, not a curated record. The transcript has 4 exons. Lineage: Eukaryota; Metazoa; Chordata; Actinopteri; Cypriniformes; Catostomidae. The coding region runs from base 467 to 8257 and encodes 2596 amino acids.